CUGCUCUAUACAAUACAUGUUCUAGUAUGUAAUGGUGGCUGUAUAUAUUAUCUACAUUGUGACUAAUUGACUAAAGAGAUUCGGAUCAAGAGAAAAGUAAACCUAAACAAAAAGGUAUAAUCGAGUUUUUAAAAUUUUUGAUAAAAUAUACAAAUUUAAAAAUGACUUCUGGACCUUACAAUUACUCAUAUAUUUUUAAAUACAUAAUCAUUGGUGAUAUGGGGGUGGGUAAAUCUUGCCUGUUACAUCAAUUCACAGAAAAAAAGUUUAUGGCUGAUUGCCCUCACACUAUUGGUGUAGAGUUUGGCACUAGGAUAAUUGAAGUUGCUGGUCAAAAAAUAAAACUGCAGAUUUGGGAUACAGCUGGACAAGAAAGAUUCAGAGCUGUUACUCGUUCCUACUAUAGAGGAGCAGCUGGUGCUUUAAUGGUUUAUGAUAUAACAAGAAGGUCCACAUAUAAUCACCUAAGUAGCUGGCUCACAGAUACUCGCAAUCUGACGAAUCCUAGCACAGUGAUAUUUCUAAUUGGUAAUAAGUCUGACUUAGAUGGCCAAAGAGAUGUCACAUACGAGGAAGCUAAACAAUUCGCAGAUGAGAAUGGAUUAAUGUUUGUUGAAGCUAGUGCUAAAACGGGUCAAAACGUUGAGGAGGCGUUCCUGGAAACGGCGAAGAAAAUAUACCAGAGUAUCCAGGAUGGGCGACUCGACCUGAACGCAGCGGAGUCGGGCGUGCAGCACAAGCCGGCGUCGCCCGGCCGCCCGCUCGCCGCGCCGCCCGCCGCGCGCGACCACUGCGCCUGCUAGCCGCGCGGCUCGACCGCCCGCUAGCCGGCACAUACAGAUUGUAGAUUAUAAUUACACGCCCCGCCGGUCCGAGCCGGGACUUCGGGACUCUUUUGGGAAUUUUAUUCGGGUAUCGUUAAAAAGUAUUGUAUCUUUUCACCAUUUCUUAAGUUAGCGCGACGUUUACCGCGUUCUCGUGCGAACCUGUACCGUCGUCACGCGACAAAAUGAUUUGGGCUCGCUGACAAUUUUGUUAUUUAUGUACUUCAUUGCGUACCCUUAUCGCGAUAUUAUCGAGGCUGGCGAUCAUUAAAAUACUAUCGGUUAUACUAUUAUAGCAACUAGUUAACUCUUUAACAUUAAAUAUCUUCAAUUUCGAUAUUAUUUGACAGCGUGUCUUAUUUAUCCACAUCACUCUUAGUAUAAAACGGCUCAUCAGUAAUGGUUUGCCGUCCCUGCUCUAUGAAAUUAUUGUUGACGAACGCAGUAGAGAUAGAUCUCUGUGUCGCUGUGGCGCGUGCAAUAGGCGUAGUUAGAAGUAGCGACAUCUGUUGGACUGUGUAAAAAACUUUAGUGAUUGACAGUUUGUCGUUUGAAUUAAAUGGAAAUCUGUUAAAUGUCUUAUUGUCUAUUCAUAUCAUUCCCAUAAUUAUAUUAAUAUUCUUUGACAAUCAAAUUUGUCAAGAAGUUUGUUUUGUCAAGUUUGGUUUCAAAUCCUUUUACAAAACAUUUCGUAACUUGUAACUACGAUGCACCUAGAAUGUCGCUCAUGUAUAUUGCGUGUACGCUUAGGAGGCACAUGGAAAUCUACAACUUUGCUAUUACUUAUUACGAGGUAUAUAUUCUAUACAUAAUAUUUGUUUUAAUAAUUGUAGUUAUUCACCUUGUUUUAGCUACAGAAUUAUCUUAAAAAUGUAGGCUUUUCUAUUAUUAAUAUAAAAAAUAAUAAUAAUAGAAAAAUUUAUAAGCGACAACAGCAUGGCAGCUCUCGUCAUAACAUUGUAGAAUGAUUUGAAACAGACGUACCUAUAUAUAUAUUCUUGCUAAAUUUUCUAGCUGCGCCUGUUUUCGCGCAGAUUGUAUAUAUUAUAAUUAUAUGUUUGCUACUUUCAUUCUUAUUUGUACUAUAAUAAUUAAGAAAUGUUUUGUUCUUUAUUGUAAAAAUAUUAUUUGAGAAAA
Melitaea cinxia (Glanville fritillary) is the source of this 1961-nucleotide messenger RNA. It is a transcript of the gene Rab14, whose product is annotated as ras-related protein Rab-14. Gene Ontology annotation, cellular component: phagocytic vesicle; Golgi apparatus; recycling endosome. Bases 162 to 803 code for a protein of 213 amino acids. NCBI's taxonomy places the organism in Eukaryota, Metazoa, Arthropoda, Insecta, Lepidoptera, Nymphalidae. Gene Ontology annotation, biological process: Golgi to endosome transport; endocytic recycling; phagosome maturation. The record is from RefSeq and is a predicted model, not a curated record. The transcript has 5 exons. Gene Ontology annotation, molecular function: GTPase activity; GTP binding.